Messenger RNA from Pseudogymnoascus destructans, 2836 nucleotides. RefSeq lists its product as uncharacterized. The transcript has 2 exons. Bases 690 to 2075 code for a protein of 461 amino acids. NCBI's taxonomy places the organism in Eukaryota, Fungi, Ascomycota, Leotiomycetes, Thelebolales, Thelebolaceae. The record is from RefSeq and is a predicted model, not a curated record.
CAUCAUCACCAUCAUCACCAUCAUCACCAUCAUCACCAUCAUCACCAUCAUCACCAUCAUCACCAUCAUCAUCAACCGACCACAACAACAGCAACACAACACCCAUCCAUUGCGCCAGCCAAGAAUUGAGAAAAGACGACAAAACACCCACUCUGUUCACUUAUCAACAAGUAACGGAGAAUACAUUUACUGUACACCAUAAGUACGCCCAUCUGUACCUCCUUACCGCUCGACAAUCUCACGCCGUUUCCAACGCGCGCAGAACCCCAAAACUCGCGCGCCUUGCUGCAUUUCCGAGGCGGCCACUCGCAUCCCAACCACCACCAUCGAACAAACCAACCCUGUCAAACCAACCCCGUCAAACCAACCCCGUCAACCCCACGCAACAAACCCCCCUGUUGCAUCCAAUAACAUCCCCGACAUCUUCACACCAAACUACUGAAAAAGCCACUACAAGCCGUACUAUACCUGUACAGCACUUUCCUGAAAAGGGAUAAUACGUCAACUAGGGAAAAUCCGAGCGUGCAACGUGCAGCCACCCCAAACAGAGCGCAUCCCUCCCCUUCGCCUGCAAUUGUCGCAAACAAAACUUUCCAACUCCUCUCUCCUCUCCCUCCGCCACCAACCCCUCUCACGACCCUCUCUCACCCGACCCUUCCAAAAAAGACACUCACAAAACGACUCUUCCCAUGCGCUCCGCAGCACCCAAGAAAGCCGUCAAGAUGCCCUAUAACACCCGUCGGAAAUCGCUGUCGCUGCCGUCGCUAGGCAUCCACCUCCCCGUCACACACGCCUCGAGAGCUGCUACGGCCGCCGCGGCAGCAAACCGCUCAUCGCCUACGUCGACAGCGCCGUCCGACCAGCAGCCGCCGCUCAAAAAAAUAAAACAGUCGCACGCAUCAUCAUCAUCGCCAUCAUCCUCAUCAAAACCGCUGUCGCAUAUGUCGCCACCAUCGAAACCGGAACCAGCGGCGAAGAGCAUACUGAAAUACGAGCAUACGCCGCCGCCGUCACCGGAGGCGGAUGCCGUGGAGGAUGAGGGCGCGCCAAGACGGGAGAUCGAUUUGGAGGGCAUCAAUGAUGAUAUCGUCGAGGCGGUUAUUGUACAAUUACAACGGACAGCGAACAGGCCGCACCUGGUCAAGGAGCUGGCCGCCAUCCUGUCGACCUCGGUAAAGAUAGUCGAGACAUCCGCGAACCCGUCAGCAAUCAUAUCCUCCCGCCUCUCCACAUACCUCAAGCGAUCCUGCUGGUCGGCACUCGCGCCCUGCCCCCUCGCAAAGGAACUCGAGACCGUCCACCCGCGCCGCACCUACUUCUACCUCACCACCUACCGCCACCAACCCAUCCCCUCCCCCUCCACCGCCGCCUCCUCCUCCACCGCCUUCCCGCAACGCUCCAUCAUCUCCCCCUCCCUCUCCUCCACCGAAUCCCGCUCCGAAGACGACGUCGACGCCGAGCGCCGCCGCCAGCUCUCCCCCUCUCCCGAAGUCGACCUCUCGUCUCCUGAACUCGACGAUGCCGGGUGCUCCGACUCCAACGGCUCCGUCGCGCCGCCUACGCCUAGCGGGUCCUUCUCGGGACGUUUGACGAGCGAUGCGCGGGCCGGGUUGGUGAGGAAUCAUCGCGCGGCGUCGCCGCCGUUGGAGAAAGAUGAGAAGGAGUUUACGCAGACGGCGAGGGGGAUGCAGAGGAGACAGCUUCUGAGUGAGAAGCUGAGGGAGGGCGCUGCUGCGGCGUCGCAUAUUCCGUCUUUCUCGUUCUCGGGGGAGGCGGAGGUGAAGAUUAUGGAUCUGGAUGGGGACGGGGAUUUGUUCGGGGAGCAUGAUCAUCAUGGAAAAGGCGACAAUGGAGGGUUGCACGGCUUUGUGAGUAGCCCGGCGAUGAAACCGGUGGGCGGUUUGAUGGCUGGGAUGAUGCCAUUGCUGUCGUCCCCGGCGUCGAUAUCGGUGUUGAAGAGGCCGUUUGAGGAUAUGGACGAGGUAUGGACGAAGGAUGAGAUGGAGUGGGAUUCGAGGAGUCCAGAGAAUAUCGAUUUGGAGGAGUUGGAUGGGAUGUUUGAUUGCUUUGAGUAAAGUGGGUGUGGUUCUGUGUGGGGUUUUUCGCUUCUUGGAGGGAGUGCCCGACCGUCUAACGACGACGGAUCGGGCCAGACGACGACGAGCGCCCGUUAUUUUUUGGGCUUUGCUGGCUGGCUUUGCUUGCGGCAACGUCGAUUUUACAUUUUUUGGUGGAGAGAAGGGAGAGAUCCUUUGUGCUUUUCACGGCGUUUUACGGCUUUUUUUACGGACGGACCCGAUGUUGGCGAUUACUAGUGCUUCACUUUGUUUGCUUUAGAACGAAACAAAAACGGCAGGAACGAUACGGAACUCAAAAAAGUUUAUGGGCGGGAAGACACGAUUUGUUUACAAAGAAAAGAAAGAUGGGAAAGAGCGAUGGGGGUGGUCGCGGUUGCUGUUUCUGUUUUUCACUACUACUACUCUCCUCCAACUCUGGCGCAAAUAUAUGGGUGGAUGGAUGUUCUGCCGUCUUUUGGGGUCGCUACUCUCUACACACAACGCCUCCUCCCCUUUUUUACUCGUCACUACUCUGUUUUGGUUUGCUUUUUUUGCUUUUUGCUAGCGAGUUUUGCUGUUUUUGUUGCUGUUUUGUCUUGCUGGAGACUGCAGAUUCAUUCCAAGAGAUGGAGAUGAGGGAGCUCACUGCUCGAAAGAUUUUGAAAGAGGAAUUGUGUAUAUAUAUGUAAUCUUGAGAGUUGGGUGGUGCUUUUUUCCUGCAGGUGGUAGAGUGGAUGGGAGAUGGAAUAGGGGAAGAGAUGAGAGAGCGGAGUGAGGGG